CGCGUUGCGCUCCGAGUGCUCGGUCGCGCCGGCAGCGGCUCAGGCUCCGGCUUCUCUCCCGCUGCAGCAGCAGCGCUGCUGGCCCCACUAGGCUCUGAUCUGGCCCCGGCCCCCUCGGCACCGCCCGCCCUGGCCCUGGCCCCAGCCCCCCGGACCAUGCGCUGGGCGCCUCCCGGGGAACCCCACCCGGCCAAGGGCCCGCAAAGACGAGGCUCCCGGGCCGGGGCCCCUCCGGCCGCCCACCUCUCGACUGGCGCCCUGCCCCGCGUCCCGGAGCCGCGUGAGCCUGCGGGGCCAUGGAGCGCGCGCCGCCCGACGGACCGCUGAACGCUUCGGGGGCGCUGGCGGGCGAGGCAGCGGCGGCGGGCGGGGCGCGCGGCUUCUCGGCAGCCUGGACCGCGGUGCUGGCCGCGCUCAUGGCGCUGCUCAUCGUGGCCACGGUGCUGGGCAACGCGCUGGUCAUGCUCGCCUUCGUGGCCGACUCGAGCCUCCGCACUCAGAACAACUUCUUCCUGCUCAACCUUGCCAUCUCCGACUUCCUCGUGGGCGCCUUCUGCAUCCCACUGUAUGUGCCCUAUGUGCUGACCGGCCGCUGGACCUUCGGCCGGGGCCUCUGCAAGCUGUGGCUGGUGGUGGACUACCUGCUGUGCACCUCCUCCGCCUUCAACAUCGUGCUCAUCAGCUACGACCGCUUCCUGUCGGUCACCCGAGCCGUCUCAUACCGGGCCCAGCAGGGCAACACGCGGCGGGCGGUGCGGAAGAUGCUGCUGGUGUGGGUGCUGGCCUUCCUGCUGUACGGGCCGGCCAUCCUGAGCUGGGAGUACCUGUCCGGGGGCAGCUCCAUCCCCGAGGGCCACUGCUACGCUGAGUUCUUCUACAACUGGUACUUCCUCAUCACGGCCUCCACCCUGGAGUUCUUCACGCCCUUCCUCAGCGUCACCUUCUUCAAUCUCAGCAUCUACCUGAACAUCCAGAGGCGCACCCGCCUCCGGCUGGAUGGGGCUCGAGAGGCAGGUGGCCCCGAGCCCCCGCCCGAGGCCCAGCCCUCGCCACCCCCACCGCCUGGCUGCUGGGGCUGCUGGCAGAAGGGGCACGGGGAGGCCAUGCCGCUGCAUCGGUACGGGGUGGGUGAGGCGGCCGCGGGCGCUGAGGCUGGGGAGACAGCCCUCGGGGGUGGCGGUGGGGGUGGCUCCGCGGCCUCACCCACCUCCAGCUCCGGCAGCUCCUCGAGGGGCACUGAGAGGCCGCGCUCACUCAAGAGGGGCUCCAAGCCUUCGGCAUCCUCGGCCUCGCUGGAGAAGCGCAUGAAGAUGGUGUCCCAGAGCUUCACCCAGCGCUUCCGGCUGUCUCGAGACAGGAAAGUGGCCAAGUCACUGGCCGUCAUCGUGAGCAUCUUUGGGCUCUGCUGGGCCCCGUACACGCUGCUGAUGAUCAUCCGGGCCGCCUGCCACGGCCACUGCGUCCCUGACUACUGAAAGAUGAAGAAGAAAACAUGUCUGUGAACUUGAUGUUCCUGGGAUGUUUAAUCAAGAGAGACAAAAUUGCUGAGGAGCUCAGGGCUGGAUUGGCAGGUGUGGGCUCCCACGCCCUCCUCCCGCUGCUAAGGCUUCCGGCUGAGCUGUGCCAGCUGCUUCUGCCCACCCCGCCUUUGGGCUCAUGCUGGCCCUGGCGGCCAAGCCUGCCCUGGCCACUCUGUUUGCUCGGCCAGGACCUCUAGGGGUUGUUGGGAGGAGGGGGUCCGGCCGGGCCUGAGGGUCCCAAGGCGGGCAGGGGUGGUCCAGAGGAGGUGCCCAGGCAGGGGCCGCUUUGCCAUGUCCUGUGCACCCGUGCCACGCGCUCUGCAUGUUCCUCUGCCUGUGCCCGCUGCGCUGCUCUGCAAACUGUGAGGUCACAAUAAAGUGUAUUUUUUUAUUGGUGCUGA
Molecule: messenger RNA, 1921 nt
Organism: Macaca mulatta (Rhesus monkey)
Lineage: Eukaryota; Metazoa; Chordata; Mammalia; Primates; Cercopithecidae
Source: RefSeq, a predicted model, not a curated record